AAAAACAUAAACCCGAUAUCAUCUCCAGUCCAAAGCAACUAUCUCCUUUCUUUCGGCGUUUAAAAGACAAACAGAUAGCCCACGACUCAACGCCAGUUAUAUCAGAUCUGCUUUAUGUGCUCGUAUUCUAGAGAGAGAAACUAAACUAAUAAAGGAAGAGAGAGUCGAAGUUGGAGGCACGUUUCGAUGGAGGAGAAGUUGAUACAGCGGUUGGAGUCCGCCGUAGCACGGCUGGAGUCGCUUUCUGUUGGUUCGCAGUCCCGAGGCGUCGACCUUGAUGCGAUGGCCGCGUCGACGGAUCCGUCGAUCAUCGCAUUUGAAGAUCUUUUGACGGAAUACGUCGGCAAGGUUUCGAGUAUUGCGGCGAAGAUUGGGGGACAAGUUCAGGACGUUACUAAUGUACUUAGUGAAGCUUUCUGUGUUCAAAAGGAGCUUCUCAUCAAGAUCAAGCAAACUAAGAAACCUGACAUGGUAGGAUUGGGUGAAUUCCUCAAGCCAUUAAAUGAAAAACUAAUGAAAGCAAUCAGCAUGACAGAAGGAAGGCGAUCUGAUUUCUUCAACCACUUAAAAUCUGUCGCCGAGAGUCUAACAGCUUUAGCAUGGAUUGCAUAUGUGGGCAAAGAUAUGGGAAUGAGCAUGCCUAUUGCACAUGUGGAAGAAUCUUGGCAGGCAGCUGAAUUCUACAACAAUAAGGUUCUUGUAGAAUAUAGAAAUAAGGAUGCGAAUCAUGUGGAGUGGGCUAGAGCUCUAAAAGAACUUUAUAUACCUGGAUUAAGGGAUUAUGUGAAGAGUCAUUAUCCUUUGGGACCCGUAUGGAGUGCCACAGGGGCAGCUGUAUCUGUAUCUGCUUCUGCCCCACCAAAAGCUGCUUCUAAACCAAGUGGUCCUGCUCCUCCACCCCCUCCACCUGCAUCACUCUUCACCUCUGAAUCUUCUCAGCCAUCUUCAUCCCGCCCAAAGGUAGGAAUGGCUGCUGUUUUUCAAGAAAUUGGUUCAAAGCCAGUUACUGCUGGAUUAAGAAAGGUGACAGAUGAUAUGAAGACCAAGAAUCGUUCAGAUAGAGCUGGCUUUGUGAGUACUGGUGAGAAAGAAGUUCGUGCAACUGCAGCAUCUGUUUCUAAAGUUGCUCCUCCAAAGUUUGAGCUUCAAAUGGGUCGCAAAUGGGUUGUUGAGAAUCAAAUCGGGAAGAAGGAUCUGUUGAUCGAAAAGUGUGAUUCGAAGCAAACGGUGUACAUUUUCGGAUGCAAAGAUUCAGUUCUACAAAUUAAAGGGAAAGUUAACAACAUAACUGUUGAUAAAUGCACAAAAAUGGGUGUAGUAUUCACGGAUGUUGUUGCUGCUUGUGAAAUUGUUAAUUGCAAUAGUGUUGAGGUCCAAUGCCAGGGUACAGCCCCUACUAUUUCAGUGGACAACUCAGCAGGUUGCCAGCUGUACUUGAGCAAGGAUUCUUUAGAGGCUUCUAUAACAACUGCCAAGUCUAGUGAAAUUAAUGUGUUGGUGCCUGGUCCUGACAAUGAUUUGGUGGAGCAUGCUUUACCACAGCAGUACAUUCAUAGUUUCAAGGAAGGACAAUUUCUAACAACACCCGUCUCCCACUCUGGAGGGUAACUCAAUGGGUCAAACCAACUGUUAUAUGUUGUUAUAACUCAUUUUUCAAAUAUCUUGUUUUUUUUUUACCCAGUUGAGUCAUAUGAGUGUUUGUUUGAAUGCUGGAGGUGCCAAUUUAGUUGCUAAAGGUUUCAACAUUCCAACAUUCUGAGUAUACCAAUCUGCUUGUAUUAAGCAGAAUUUGUUGCUGCUGAUUGAGUGCUUUGAUUUUUUUUUUUUCUUUUUUUGUGUUUUGUAUUAAUACUACGGUGUUUCAUGAGGAAAAAAAAUAUAAAGAUGAUUUGCAGUUGAAAAGUGAAA
Lactuca sativa (garden lettuce) is the source of this 1908-nucleotide messenger RNA. Its product is annotated as cyclase-associated protein 1. Lineage: Eukaryota; Viridiplantae; Streptophyta; Magnoliopsida; Asterales; Asteraceae. The record is from RefSeq and is a predicted model, not a curated record. Gene Ontology annotation, cellular component: cytoplasm. Gene Ontology annotation, molecular function: actin binding; adenylate cyclase binding. Gene Ontology annotation, biological process: cytoskeleton organization; actin filament organization.